Molecule: messenger RNA, 674 nt
Organism: Dimorphilus gyrociliatus
Lineage: Eukaryota; Metazoa; Annelida; Polychaeta; Dinophilidae
Source: the annotation of a GenBank genome assembly
AUAGUCAUUUGACCUUGAUCUUCAAAGAGAAAUCAUUUUUUUAUAUUUACUUUUCGUUUGCCAUUACAAGCAAAAAUAUGGUAAGAGCUGCAGUUUUACUCCCACAAGGUGCGGAAGAGAUGGAGGCAGUUAUUGUGCAAGAUGUCUUAAAAAGGGCUGAGUUCGACACGAUUUUGGUAAGUCUUGAUGAAGCAAAAAUGGUUACGUGUAGCAGAAAAGUUGGUAUUGCAGCCGAUAAAUGUUUAAAUGAGAUUGAAAAUGAAAUAUUUGAUAUUGUUGUCUUACCUGGUGGAUUGGUGGGAACUCAGAAUUUAAAAAAGUCUACGAAAGUGAAAAAUUUUGUGGAGACUCAUAUAAAAGCUAACAAAUAUAUUGGAGCUAUCUGCGCUGCUCCAUUAGUUUUAAAGGAGUUUGAAUUCUUUAAACAAAAGGAUGAACGAAAGUUUAGAGCAACCUACCACGAUUCGUGUGACAAUGAUCUCAAAGAUUAUUUCGAGAGACCUAAUGGGGAAGCCGUUGUUCUGGACGAUAAGCUAAUAACCAGCAAAGGACCAGGAACUGCUUUCGAUUUUGCAAUUAACAUAGUUAAACUCCUUAAACCAAAUGUUGUUAAUACGAUAGUUCCUCCAAUGAUGUUCGAAGGCGAGAAUAAGAUUUUCUUUGUAGAAAAUUAA